AUGCCGAAUCCGGCGCAGCCGCCCCGCCCCGUCCUCCAAGAACCACUCCAGCUGACCUGCCUGCUCUCCGCCAGGAUGCAAGAAUUUUAUGUCAUUUUCAAGGGGCCAAAAGAGACUCCCUUCGAAGGCGGCACCUGGAAGGUCCAUGUCGAGCUCCCCGACCAGUACCCUUACAAGUCUCCAAGCAUCGGCUUCGUCAACCGUAUAUUCCACCCCAAUAUUGACGAGCUAUCCGGAUCCGUCUGCCUGGACGUCAUCAACCAGACCUGGUCGCCCAUGUUCGAUAUGAUCAACAUCUUUGAGGUCUUCCUGCCGCAGCUGCUGCGGUAUCCGAACCCGACGGACCCCCUGAAUGGGGAGGCGGCGGCGCUGCUCAUGCGCGAGCCCAAAAGCUACGACGCCAAGGUCAAGGCAGAGUACGUACAAAAGUACGCCAACAGCGAUACGACCAACGAAGGGGGCGCCGAGACCGAGGAUGAUGACGACAUGUCCUCAGUCGCAAGCUUUGGCGACGACGACGACGAGGAGCCGGCCGGCAAGAUGGACGAUGUCUGA
This is a messenger RNA of Gaeumannomyces tritici R3-111a-1, 555 nucleotides long. RefSeq names its product ubiquitin-conjugating enzyme E2 8. Gene Ontology annotation, biological process: ubiquitin-dependent protein catabolic process; protein polyubiquitination. NCBI's taxonomy places the organism in Eukaryota, Fungi, Ascomycota, Sordariomycetes, Magnaporthales, Magnaporthaceae. The coding region runs from base 1 to 555 and encodes 184 amino acids. The transcript is spliced from 5 exons. Gene Ontology annotation, molecular function: ubiquitin conjugating enzyme activity. Gene Ontology annotation, cellular component: nucleus. The record is from RefSeq and is a predicted model, not a curated record.